Messenger RNA from Apus apus (common swift), 7178 nucleotides. RefSeq names its product MDM2 proto-oncogene (gene MDM2). Gene Ontology annotation, cellular component: nucleus. The transcript has 11 exons. NCBI's taxonomy places the organism in Eukaryota, Metazoa, Chordata, Aves, Apodiformes, Apodidae. The record is from RefSeq and is a predicted model, not a curated record. Gene Ontology annotation, molecular function: ubiquitin protein ligase activity; identical protein binding. Bases 116 to 1567 code for a protein of 483 amino acids. Gene Ontology annotation, biological process: negative regulation of apoptotic process; regulation of cell cycle.
GCGGCCAACAUGGCGGCGCGGGGCCGGGAUCGCGCCGCGGCGCGGUAGGGGCGGCGGGGCCCGUCCUCCCGCCGCGGGCCGGGCAGCGCAGCGCAGCGGGCCAGGCUGCUGGCAAAUGUGCAAUACCAAGAUGUCCUCCCUGACGGAUGCCUCUUCUGUCACCGCUUCGGAGCAAGAGACGCUGGUUAAACCAAAGCCCCUAUUUUUGAAGUUGUUAAAGUUAGCUGGUGCAGAAAAGGACACUUUUACUAUGAAGGAGGUAAUGUUCUAUCUUGGACAAUAUAUUAUGUCUAAACAAUUAUAUGAUGAAAAACAGCAACAUAUUGUACACUGUGCAAAUGAUCUCCUGGGGGAUUUAUUUGAAGUAACAAGCUUUUCAGUAAAAGAACACAGGAGACUAUAUUCAAUGAUUUCGAGAAAUCUGCUAGCAGUCAAUCAACAAGACUCCAGGCUUCCUGACACUCCUGAGGAUGAUGCCAGAUUUCAACUUGAAGAAAAUGUUCUAAAGGAGUCUAUGCAAGAGUUAGAAGAGAAGCAGACUUCAUCAAACGUGACUUCCCGACCAACUACAUCUUCUAGGAGGAGAACACACAGUGAAUCUGAAGAAAAUUCUUCAGAUGAUCUGCAUAGUGAUCGAAGAAAACGACACAAGUCAGACAGCAUUUCAUUGACGUUUGAUGAAAGUCUCUCAUGGUGUGUUGUCAGUGGUCUGUGCCGCGAUAGAAGCAGCAGCAGUGAUUCCACAGAUUCUCUUUCCAUUCCUGAUCUUGAUGCCAGUUCACUAAGCGAAAACUCCGAUUGGUUUGACCACAGUUCUGUUUCAGACCAGUUCAGUGUAGAGUUUGAAGUUGAGUCUAUUUAUUCAGAAGAUUAUAGCCAUAAUGAAGAAGGACAGGAGCUCACAGAUGAAGAUGAUGAGGUGUAUCAGCUGACUUUUUACCAGGAUGAAGACAGUGAUGCUGAUUCAUUUGAUGAAGAUCCAGAGAUUUCUCUAGCUGAUUAUUGGAAGUGUCCCCAGUGUAGCGAAAUGAAUCCUCCGCUGCCACGACAUUGCCACAGAUGCUGGGCUCUUCGUGAGGACUGGCUUCCAGAUGAGAAGAGUGGUAAAUUGGAAAAAAGCAAAUUAGAAGAUUCCUUCCCACUUAAGUCUGAAGAAGGUAUUGAUGUUCCUGACUGCAAGAAAGUGAAAGUGACUGACAAGAAAGAACCAGCUAUGGAGGAGAAUGAGGAUAAAGCUGUACAGAUUUCUGAGUCACAGGAAAGUGAAGAUUAUUCCCAGCCAUCAACAUCUAGCAGCAUGUUUUGUAGCAGUCAGGAGGACUUUAAAGAACCUGAGAAGAGAGAAAUGCAAGACAAAGAGGAAAGCAUGGAAUCCAGUCUGCCUGUUACCAGCAUAGAGCCCUGUGUCAUCUGUCAGAGCAGGCCUAAAAAUGGCUGCAUCGUGCAUGGCAGAACGGGACACCUCAUGUCAUGCUUCACAUGCGCGAGGAAACUGAAGAAGCGGAACAAACCCUGUCCAGUCUGCAGACAGCCCAUACAAAUGAUUGUACUAACUUAUUUUAGUUAGAUGAAUAUUGACUAGAAAGCCACGAAAGCAACUUGAUAAACGGGUUAAGAGCGUAAGAAACUAUUUUUGUAAGUUUAUUGGAAAAUUAAUAUUUUGGGACUCUUUAUAUAUGGUGUGAAAAGUAAUUGCUGAAAUAAAUGCACAGGAGUUGUAAGAGGUUAGCCUAAUACUCAUGUCAGUUUGAAGAUUUUAAAUCCCUCUAGAUAGAAAUAAUCAAUGCCCGCAAACUACCUGCCUCUCUUGAGUGCUUUAUGUUCCAUACAGGUUAAUGACAGCUGUUUUACUGGAUUAAAUAUACACGUUAAAACCCAAAUUCAAUUAUUAUGAGAGGAGAGAUGUGUUGAAAAGGUUAUUCAUGUGAGUUCUUCUUAAGAUGGUAGAUUUUUCCAGAUUCUAGUAUCGGUUCCUUGGUGAAGACACCAGGCUCAAUCAGAACCCUCCAAAUAAGUCAAUUAAAUAAAUAAAUAAAGUAUUGUCUCCCUCAUUCCUAUAUCUUAAAAUUCAUCCACGUAACCAAAUUACAGAGGAGAUCUUACCAGGGGGAAGAUGUGGUAAAAAUUCAUUAAGGUUUUUGUGUGUCACUUAUUUUCAGAGUCUGCUUUGUAAACUCCAGGACUGUGUGUGCCCUGAAAAGUUACUGAUCUGAGUUCAGUCUUAACGUUAUCUCGAACAUCUGAGAAAUUGGUUUUUAAAAUUCUCUGUGGGUUUGGACAUCUGCACUAUCCUGAUUAUCAUUUUAGCAACGUGAGAAAAUACUUGAACAGGCAAGAUAAAUGAAGGAAAUGCUAUGUAAUGUCAAGUCAGGCAUUAUGAGGGGACAGUCAUUCUUUUUCUGCACUUGUCUUUGACUUCAGCAAUGUAGCAUGCAGCUUGAUCACUCGUUAGCUUGAGUACAAAUAGGAAAAAAUAGCCCACCUAUACAUGCAGAAACAAAUGAGCUGUGUAGUUCUAGGUCACACAGACAGACUUUUACAUUCAGUUGUCUUUCCAGCUUAGACUGUUUUUCUUUGUAGCACCAGAUUUCUGAAAAUCUGUUGCAGGGUGUUUGGGCAACUGAUAAUUGGUCUCACUGGACCUGUUCUUUACUGCUUUUAGCUCUUGUCUCCUCACUGUACUUUGUCAAAACCUUUGUGAAACCUGGAGUCUACUAACUGACUCAGUUCUUUGGUGCAUUCAGAGUAGGCAGCAUGAGCAUAUUUCUGAAAGCUCAGGUAUCUUCAGAAUACAGUUACAUUACUCAUCUGAGCUGCUUUUCAGAUGGAGAGUUUCUGUGCUAGUGAAUUCUAUUUAUGGUUUUGGAAAACUAGGUUACAAUAUUAAUUGUAUGGGUUUAGCACCUUUUAAUUUUCCAGGUAGUUGAUUCUCAUCUGCUCAAUAGAGAAAUGGCAAGUAAGUACUUGGGGGAGUGCCAAGAAUGGAGUUGUUCCCUAAAUGCAGGAAUUGUGUUUUGUUACUAUUCCACAGGCCGAGGUUCCUUAAUGCCACCAUUACCAAACUGUUGAUGCUUGUGUGCUAGCACAAAGGCUUUUACUGGCAUAAUUACCUUCAUGUCAGAGCUGAAAUACUUGCUCUUGUAUAAACUAUCUGUAAACCAGGGCUGCAAGUGUCUAGAAGAGAAGGAACUACCUUGGAAAAGGACAUGAAGCUGUAGAGAAGAGAUUUGGCAAAACCUUGGUUUUUAAAUGCCUUCAUAGGUAAUGACUCAAUAACCAGGAUCAGUCAUGUUUUGUUUGUAAAUUUGAGCUAAUUUUUGAAAAAUACUACUAAAACACACUGGUAUCUCUGAAGUCUUACCUAAUUAGUUUUAACUAAAUGAAAUGUAAACCCCACUUGUAUAUGUUCAAAUUUCUACUUGAAAAUUUCUUGUCCCUUGCAAUUUGUAAAGCAACAGCAGGUAGCUGGAAGUCCCAGUUCUUUGGUCAGCAGAAUUUCAUGGGAUUUGAUAAUCCUUCAGCCUGAGACAGAGAAGUCCUUUGGGCAGAUACUUAAAUGUUUCAAGUAGGGGUCCUUCUAAUAGAUUAUUGCCUGCCUUAAUUCACACUGCUUCCUCUUUAUUUUUCUCUAUUUUUGUUUUGAUAAACUGAAGUGCAGCGAAGCUUGCCAAGGCUCUUCAUUGCACCUGCAGGUCAGAACCAAACCGUGGUCAUACUGCGGUCUGGAACAUGCGGCUGGAUUGUAGAUGUGUCUGUUCAGGAGAAGCAUUUGAUAAUAUGGAGACUUCUUCAAAAGCUUCAUCCAUUAUAUCAUCUUCUUUGUCUUAGGCUUCAGUGUGACACCUUCUCUGCAGUCACUGAGAGAGCUGGGCAGCUGCUGUGCUGUGCUACAGGAGCAGCUUUUCAUAGCUCCUGCUGAGACAAAUCAUACCACCCCACUCUUGGUAUUCUCUUCCAGCCAAUCCCGUUAAGUGAUCUCUGUAUUUAAACAAAUACUUCAGCUCUUAAAAAGGCCAGUGUGGUUAGAGCAAUGAUUGCAAUCACUCAGCUAAGAGAUCUUUCUUCAAAACCAGUGUCAUCUCCCACUAAUGCUUUCUGCUCUGGCAAAAGAGAAACUAAGAGCAUAUGCUCGUUUCACUUUUAUGAUCUAAAACUACUUCCCCUGCACUGGGGAGAGCAGCUCUGGAAAUACUCUCCACUCCAUACAAAGCUGAGGAAAUUGGUAAUUUUUUGAUUUUUGAAUCUAUGGCCAAAUUAAUGAGUCAGAGCAAAUCUUUGUUUUGAAUUAUAAGGCUUAAUAUUAUUCUUAAUAACUUCUAGUAAAACUAUAUUGUUUGGAUUGUUUGGGGUUCCCCCCCCGAGCAUGCCUUGCAAAUGACAGGAGUGAUGGGUAUUGCUGUCUAUUCUGGCUCCUGUAGGAGACGCUGUCAGGCAAGUGUACGCCAGGGGUAUGGGGGCAUGUGUGAUGCAGUGUGAUGGUGACUUUGAUGUCAUGACUGACUGGUGACCUUCAGUCUCAAAGGCUGAAACCUCUGGCUCUGUCUCCACAUGUCACCCCCCAACCCAUGCUCACGAUGGGUGCUGUGGGUGGUGACCAGCCUGGUGUUCAGCCUGUGCGUUUCCAGGCCAGAAUGUGGCUCUGGCCUUGGGCAGCAGCACAGAAGUCAGCAGAAGUUUGGUACAGAAGCUGACAGUUCUCUUACUUGGUGAGGUCUUUGAGAUACUUAUUUAAUAUACAUUUGUUAAUUUAUUGCAGUUUGUAAAUAUUCUUGUGCUUGCAGUUGGUGUUUUGAGCUUUUAUUUAUUGAAUUAGUCUGUUGGUACGUGUGUAGAUACAUAAAUAUGCAUACUUAGUAAAUCACAGUAAAAGUAUUUAAGAAAUGGUAGCAUUAAAAUAUAAAUAUUCAGAUUAUACUCAGAUCAAGAGGGGCAUAGGAAGAAUUAUGGCUUUGUUUUCUUUUUUCCUCCGCUUAAAACUUCUGUGUUGAACCUGAACAACAUCUAUUAAAUGGAGAUGGAGGCUGGUGCAACUUUAGCAGAGGGAAAAUGUUCUGGUGGUGUUUGUUUUCCUUUGGAAUACUUUUGCAUUUCCGUGAGUACCCAAGAAGCUGCCUGACUGCUUUGUUGCGCUGGUAACAGCGGAGGUGAGGGUCUGGAAAGAUGGUCAGAGGUGCUCAGGUUAGUUUGUAAUGGGUAGGAACUGCUUUUGCCUUUGAACAGGUGACCAAGAGUUAAAGGGAUGGCCAGAAGCUGACAGAAUUGUGGCAGUACUCAGUGUUCAGUAAUUUCCUUAGCCUGAUCCUCCAUGCUCUUCAGGUAGACAAUAGUUACAUACAAAUGCUACAAGAACUUCCAUUUAUUUUUAUAAAGUACAGUAAACCUACUUCUUGAUUCAAUAUGACUUUUUCACUGUGUAGCUAUCUAUUAGUAUUGAAAUUAAACCCAAGGACGCGUAGUGUUAAGUGCACUCGAGAAAGGUGGCAAAAUUGCUUUACUCCAGUGUCCAACAUUUCUCAAAAAGGUCAGAAGUGUGAGAACCUUUAAUCCUACGUCUUAAAGAUUGAGUAGUUAUGAAUUCUGCUGCUUUUGUCCUUGAAAAAACCUGCACAACUGAAACAGAAGUAGCUGGAUUGCUGAUGUUGUACCUUCAUGCUGCAAAGGUUCAUGCUUUUUUGCUGAGCAGCACCCUUUGAGUAUUGAUUAAUGAUCUCUUUGAAUAUUGAUUCAUGAUCCCACGGGGAGAAACGUGUUCCAUGCCAUCCCGAGCGGGGGCUGUGGCUGCCACUUCAGCUCACUGGUUGAUUUGGAAAGGGUGAAAGUGCUACAAAGAUGGAAUUGAGGAAAAGCUAUUUACAUAAAAAACCCCACAAAACGAAUGAACAUUUAUUCUAAGAGUUUGAUGCAGUUUUAUUGUGGAGUUCUGUUUGCUGUAAAUUCAUUUCAAUGUCACUGUCUCAGAAAUGUCUGUGUGAGUAGGAAGCCACAGGCAAGACUUCAGGCAGAUUUUUUCCCCUUCAAUGCGAGGGAAAAACAAUUCCUCAUCCGUACAGAAAGUGUCAACAAGAAUAAUCGUGUCAGAAAAUUGUGUUCUUACAAAGAGAGAGAAGAAAUAUUAGAAGCAUAAUGAAACUGAAUAAAAUGAAAUUAGUAAGAUUAAUAUAGGGCUGAAGAACUUUACUUCCCCAGCUUAAUCUGAGCUGCUGUUGUGUUAGGGCGUAACUUCAGAAGGCAGAGCUGUGGGCUGCGCUGCUGCUGGCGGUGCCGGCAGGGGGGCAGGGGCGGGGUGCCCGCAGGGCAGCCCCCGGGCUUCACGCAGCGCCUUCGUGUGUCGCUCUGCGCCUCCUGCCGGAGCGGAGCCCGCGGCCCCGCAGCAUCAGCUCCCGGCCUGGGCUGGGGCACUGCCUGCCUGGCCCAGUCCCAGCCCCAGCCCUAGCUGCAGUCACCUGCCAUUUAAAGGUUGCACAAGCAACGUAAAGCAAAAAAAGAGUGCGAGUCCCCAGAACACUAGCUUAGGGUGGCUUUUAACAGUGGAUUGCACUUAAUGAACGUGAACAUUUGUUGUUUUAAAUGAACAUGUGGGUUUUGUUCUUUUUUUUUAUCUAGCACAGAUGAACUAAAAGCUGCAAGUGAAUGCCUCUCUGUAGUGUGUGUAUAUAUAUACAUUCUACAUAUAAAAUUUGCUGGUGAUACUUAAAAAGGUGUUGUCUCCCCUUUUGAUUAGAUGUUGCUUUAACUUAACUGCCUGAUUUUUAAAGCACAGCUCUUGGUUUUGAGCUAAAUUAAUCGUCAGCAAUGCGAUGAUUUCAUAAUACCUAAAAUAGCAAAAAGGUUUUCUAAAAGCAGAGUCUUACUUUGCUGUCUGACUACGUGUAGCUGGAAUGACUAUAAAACAGACUAGCUUAUAGUGAAUUAAAAUACCUAUGCAAUUUUGCAGCGCCUCCUAGAUGUACACGCUUUCAACACCUUGCCAUGGUGUGUAUGUUCUAGAUACCCAACGCACCUACUACCACACUCCGUAACCAUUAAAAUAAUAUCUACUCCAAGUGCACAUAGAACCAUUGAAUGAGAAAAUUUUCAUGUGUAUUGCAUUUGUCUUUCGGUUUCCAGUUUUUCCUUUUCUGAGGAAACGAUCAUUAUGUUUCAUUUAAAAGCUUUAAAUAAAGAUUUGUUUUAUCUAA